UUUAUUAACACGGGGACACUUUUCUUCAAGGAUAGAGAUCUCGACUUAACACAUUCCGAGUACGACGGUGAGUUCUUCCACCGAAUGCUUCCGACAGUGCUUGACGACAUCUUGUUUGACAUUCCUGCCACCAGCAACUACACUAUCAAGAAUCCGUUCAUGGAUCCCAAAAUGCGCCGCAGACACUAUAUGGAGGCGGGAGUGGUGGUUUACCGGAAGUCUGCCCACUUCACCGGCUCUUUGAUGGCGUUCUCUAUGAAUUUCUGGAACCAAGCCAGGGAAAAGUUGUGGGGCGACAAGGAAAUGUUCUGGCUCGGGAUGUCGAUGGCAGGCGAUGAAAACUACGGUUUCAAUGGCAACUGUGCGGGGUCGGUGGGAAAAGUCACUCCGAAGGAGUUCCGUCCUGACGGGGUGGUUUCGGCCGAGCUUUGUUCCAUCCAACCCGCUCACAUUUCGUCGGACGACGACCAAACUUUGUUAUGGAUCAAUUCGGGGUUCAAAUUCUGCAAGAAGAUGGGAACAUUUGACAGUUUCAAGAAGAACCAACACGCACAGAUGUUUUCUGGGGCUCGUAGUCUGCUGGACUUGGAGACCUUUAAUGAAUUGUCGAUAAAAAAAAUGUAUCACGAUUCGAUUUCCAUUGAAGCCGCCAUUAUCCCCCCUGGAGCAGCAUUUAAGAGGGAGAAAAAGGGAGAGCCCAGAAUGGGCUGGGAGCAACAACGUUCAUGCGGUGGGUACCUCUGGUGCGGGUUUACCAACGUAGGAGGGUCAUUGGAGGAGAAUUUCCUGGGCAAACUAGUGCAUUUCUCGAUUGUUGAUAAGUUGCGGUUCAAGUUCUUGGGAGAUCUUUGGACGGGCUACGGCAUAGUGCAACAGAAUGUUCCCGAAAGGAAAAAUCCGUUUUAA
Babjeviella inositovora NRRL Y-12698 is the source of this 906-nucleotide messenger RNA. RefSeq names its product glycosyltransferase family 71 protein. Gene Ontology annotation, cellular component: Golgi apparatus. Gene Ontology annotation, biological process: protein O-linked glycosylation. The annotation marks the transcript as partial. The record is from RefSeq and is a predicted model, not a curated record. NCBI's taxonomy places the organism in Eukaryota, Fungi, Ascomycota, Pichiomycetes, Serinales. Gene Ontology annotation, molecular function: alpha-1,3-mannosyltransferase activity. The transcript has a single exon.